Messenger RNA from Sciurus carolinensis (gray squirrel), 9218 nucleotides. It is a transcript of the gene Tmod2, whose product is annotated as tropomodulin 2. NCBI's taxonomy places the organism in Eukaryota, Metazoa, Chordata, Mammalia, Rodentia, Sciuridae. Gene Ontology annotation, molecular function: tropomyosin binding. Gene Ontology annotation, biological process: myofibril assembly; pointed-end actin filament capping; muscle contraction. The transcript is spliced from 11 exons. The coding region runs from base 298 to 1353 and encodes 351 amino acids. Gene Ontology annotation, cellular component: striated muscle thin filament; myofibril. The record is from RefSeq and is a predicted model, not a curated record.
CGCGCCCGGCCGGGAGCCGCCUGUUGAUCGCCGCGCCUGCCCCGGCCACGGCGCCGCCCCGGCUCAUCCGACCCCACUACCUCGGGGUUGACGACUGACGGCUAGCACCGCUGGCUCCGGGAUGAGCGCACAGACGGGACUUUUGUUUAUUUUUUACUGCAAUACAGCCAUUGAGGCUUAAAAAGGAGAGCAAAGGAAGAGAGAGUUACAUUGCUUGUUGAAAAGUGAUAAUCUGAAGUCUCAGGAAGCUGGCCUACUUCAAGGUGCACGGUCCAUGAGAAAGGCAUCUAAGAAACCAUGGCACUCCCCUUCCAGAAAGAGCUGGAGAAAUACAAGAACAUCGAUGAAGAUGAGCUUCUUGGCAAGCUGUCAGAAGAGGAACUGAAACAGUUGGAAAAUGUUCUAGAUGACCUAGAUCCUGAGAGUGCCAUGCUGCCAGCUGGGUUUCGACAGAAAGACCAGACCCAGAAAGCAGCCACCGGCCCAUUUGACCGAGAGCACCUCCUCAUGUACCUGGAGAAAGAAGCUUUGGAACAGAAAGACAGGGAGGAUUUUGUGCCCUUCACUGGAGAAAAGAAAGGAAGAGUCUUCAUUCCCAAAGAAAAGCCUAUAGAAACUCGCAAGGAAGAAAAAGUGACCCUGGACCCAGAACUGGAAGAAGCCUUAGCCAGCGCCUCUGACACUGAGCUCUACGACCUUGCAGCUGUCCUUGGAGUACACAAUUUGCUGAACAAUCCAAAGUUUGAUGAAGAAACAGCCAAUGACAAAGGUGGCAAGGGACCCGUAAGGAAUGUGGUCAAAGGUGAAAAGGUCAAGCCAAUAUUUGAGGAACCACCCAAUCCCACAAAUGUGGAAGUCAGUCUGCAGCAGAUGAAAGCCAAUGAUCCCAGCCUGCAAGAAGUCAACCUCAACAACAUCAAGAACAUUCCAAUUCCAACUUUGAAAGAAUUUGCAAAGGCUCUGGAGACCAAUACUCAUGUAAAGAAGUUCAGCCUGGCUGCAACCCGCAGCAAUGACCCAGUGGCCAUUGCUUUUGCAGAUAUGCUGAAAGUAAACAAGACCCUGAAAAGUCUAAACGUAGAAUCCAAUUUUAUCACUGGAACUGGGAUCCUGGCCCUGGUGGAGGCACUGAGAGAAAAUGACACCUUGACAGAGAUCAAGAUCGACAACCAGAGGCAGCAGUUGGGAACAGCUGUAGAGAUGGAAAUUGCCCAGAUGCUGGAGGAAAAUUCAAGGAUCCUCAAGUUUGGAUACCAGUUCACCAAGCAAGGGCCACGGACAAGAGUGGCAGCUGCCAUCACAAAGAAUAAUGACCUGGUUCGUAAGAAGAGAGUCGAAGGAGACCGAAGGUAAACUUCCACUAGAAGAAGAGAACUUUCACGACACAGCCAUCUAAAAACUGACAUAAACUCUUCUCCUUCCCCGUGGGACCAUUUUAUCCAAGGUUGUUCAUUUCCGUUAACCAUACAACCAGUAAUUUGUUAUUCUUUUUUAGUCCUACUUAUUUAUCUGGGAUUCUUACAUAUGUGUAAUUGUUUCACUUGCUCAUGGGCACCUUUAGCAACUAGCAUAAAUGAACUGAUAGAGAUCUUAGAGACUGAGAAUAUUGAAAAUGAUUUUAACCAUUUUCAUGUUGGGUUGUCUUGUUUUCUUACAUGAACUUUUUUUAAUCACUGAAAGGAAUUUAGUAUAUAAUACAUGUUUGUAAUUGUGAUUAUGAUAGAGGCCUAUCUCUGUUUACAUGCAUAGCUUUGAGUUAGGCUAAAUAUAUCAGAAGUGUUCUGCUUACCACAUGAAAAAUUAGUAUUGCCAAUUUCUCAGUGGGUGAGGAAAUGUGACCAGUUUAGCACAAAUUCUCCCUUAGUUCCAGAAAAAUCACUAAAUGCACAUGCCCAAAUGAUUGCAGAUCAUCUUCAUACAAAAAGACAGCAUUAUGAUACUUCACCAUAGCAUCAGUAAAGAAUUAUAAACUGAUUAUUAGCCCACAAAUAUAGCUUUAAAUCAGACUCACAGGUAGUGAAAUGAAUUAGCACACCUACCUUUACUGACUACUCAGUAUAAAUUGAAUCUUUAACAUGACUUUAAUGGAUAAUUUCAAAGGUGUUACAAAGUUCUCCAGACAUGAUAGGAACAUUUUGAAUUUUAGUUAGAAUUUCAAAACAGUACAUUCCUAAAUAUAACAAUAAUAAUCUUAAUCAGUUGUCUGACAUACAAGAUUGUGUGACAUACAAGAAUACAUUAGUUUGACAGAUUUUAAAAGGGUUUAUUGCUUUACCUGUAGUAUAACAAGAUUGCUGGGUAAAAUGUGAGCCAUUCAGGUUAAUUAUACAGAUUUUUGUCCACAUGACAUGAUCCAUCUGACAUUUGCAAACAUCUGGAAGAAAUAUGAAUGCUCAUUUAUCCAGAGUUUUGUCAUCUCAAAGACAAAACCUGUGAAAAUACAGCUGAGAUGACUGCAUCGUAGUAUUAAUCUUAAUGUAACAGUGCAAUAGUGUGAUGUAAAGGUAAGGAAACAGGUGACAGGUUCUUGGCCUAGUGCAGUUAACCUGUUGUGGAUAACUCUUGGAACCUGAGACUGUGCCUGGCAACACCAUGACAGACCUAAGGAGAUUCGCUCUUGCUUUUUGUCUUCUCCCCUCCCUUCCUUUCAUACCUCCCCCCAGCACUCAUUUUCUCCAUAUUUCUGAACCUUAUAAAGGUGACACCUAGAGCUGAAGAGAGUGCUAAUCCUGGCAGAAGGUGGACUUGAUCCAAAAUGUUUAAUAACAGGUUUAAUAAUCCUUAAUAACUAAGGGUUCCUGGGUUACUUUGUAGCAGCAAAACAAGUUAAUGGGAAAACUACUACUAUAAUAUUUAGCUUAUAAAGCACAUGGAAUCUCUUUAGGUUAUCCCUUAUAAAAUUGGACAUUUACUUGUUUUAUAAGUGCCCACAUUUAUUUCUCUCAAUUCUUUUAAAGCAUCUCAUUUUCUUGAGAAUUUUUUUACAUUUUUGAGGGCACAAUAAGCAGAACAUUUUGACCUUUUUGGAACCCCCAAAAUCCUUUAGCUUACUACUACAUCUCCUUAUCAAUCUAAUAAAAAAACAUAGUAACUACUAUUUGAUAGUUUUCAGUUAGAUUUUUCCUUCUGUCUCAGGCAUUUAGAUGUAGUGUAUUGGAGCCAACUUGUAUGGGCUUGCCGAUUGCUAAAUUUUCAAGAAUUUUGCAUAAAAAUUGUUCAGCACAGCCUUUGUGUGUGUGUGUGUGUGUGUGUGUGCGCUGGGGAUCAAACUCAGGACCUCCACAUGCUAGGCAAGCACUCCACCAUGGAGCUACAUUCCCAGAUUAGUAGAGCCAUUAUUAAAAAUUAAAUGGCAUAUACUUAAAAUGAAAUAAAUUUAUGUUAAAGAUAAAAAUAAUAAAUACUUAAGAAUACUACAUUUUAUUAUUUUCUAUGCUCUUGAGAUUAUUUACAUCUGUUAAUUAUAUUGUGAACUGCCUAAUGAACACUAUUACGUGACUUCCCAACUCCAUCACCAUUAACUUUUUAUAGCUUGAGAUUGGCCAUGGUGGGAGUAAUUACACCUUGGAAACUAGUGUUAUGUUACAAAUUGGGACUUUUUCUCCUCUAGAUUGCUGGCCAAUAAACAGUCAUCAGCAUACCAGUGGGUUGAAAUAUAUAUGAUUUUCACAUAUACUCUUGGUUACCUUGUUGCCAAAAGGAAAAAUAUUUCCUUUACCUAUCUUUCCUCUUAUCUCUGAAUUGGUUACAGAUCUAUUUAAGUGCUGAGUUCCUAACAUGCCUCAAGUAAGCCUUUUUCCUUUUAUUCUCUUUCUUGCCUUCACCUCUAAGAAAUCUUGGACCCUGUGGAGUGUUCCUGAAGCCCCACAUUGUGAGCCAUGGGUUAAAGCAGUUGUUGACAAAUCCCAGCAAAAGCAAGAAAAAAAGUCAGAAUUGGAGCAUGGCUUUUCUUUUGUACUAACAGUUGUUGAUAGUAUUAAAGUAAGAUAAUAGGACAUUAUCAAAACCACAGCACUCUUUUUAGCUUAAAACUGUUAGGUCACAUCAUAGAGUCUAUGGGAUAAAAUAUUUGUUACUAAUCAUAGUGUCUUAUUGUUUCCUGUAUUUUAAAGUAGCUUUAAAUUGACAUUUCGACAAGUAUUUACAUAUUGAUGAUAACUAUUACAAGAGAAACAUACAUUAUGGGGAAACUUUCAAGUGAUUUAAUUAGCCUAAGACUUCAUCUCCCAUUUGCCCAAAGUGUAUAAGUGGAAGCUCUUUCAUGAUAGUGGGCACAAUUAAUCCCUUACUGUCCAUCACAAUGGAACAUAGUGUAUAUAAAAUAUUUUUAUAUAUAUAUGUGUUUUGCUAGAUAUUAUGUUGAGAUAUUUGGUAAUAUCUGGACAACUGAUUUUACGAAGAUUAUGUGUCCCCCAGGCCCACCUCCAUGCCCAUUUUAGAGUUGUGCAGGUUCACACAAAUGUAAAGUCAUUCCUCUGAACUUGUGGGUUCAUAUCACAGAGACCCCUCUCACAGCAUAUGUAGAAGAUGAUUUUUAGAACAUAGACUUUUGCAGUCUAGAAAUCAUAUGAUUAGUCCAGCACUACAUCUCCCCAUCUGCCUGAAGUGUACAAUGCAGACUCUUCCAUCAUCAGCAUCAUUGAAUCCCUUGCUUCCAUCUAUGGAGGGCAUAAUGUAAAUAUAUACGUGUGUGUGUGUGUGUGUUAUUGUCAGAUAUCUAACUAGGUAUUUGGCUACAUCUGGACAACUGAUUGAAGGGAGAUGCUCUCUCCCCAGCUCCACUUCCCCUACCCUUUGUAGAGUUGCUGCAGGCCCCGGUUAAGUGUGAAAUUACUUCCUGGAGCUUGUAGUUUAUGCCACCAACCAUCACAAUUCACAACUGUGUGGAGGAUGACUCUUAGGAAAUACAUAUUAGAAGCCUAAAAUCUUUUCAUUGUUCCAGCACCAAAUCUUCCCAUCUGCCUAAAAUGUAUAGCAUUUCAUCCUCAUCAACAUGAUCAAGUCCCUUCCUUCCAUCUUUGUAGGGCACAUUGUAUAUAGAUCUUGUGUACAUAACGAUCACCAAUUACUGCAUUGAGGUAUUUAGCUUCAUCUGUUUGAAGAGAGGCACUCUCUCCCAGCCUUGUUUCCCUGGCCCCUCUCAGGGUUGUGGACCCUGAGCCUAGAGGGGCAUGUGCAGCUCGCCCAUCUUAUGGCACACAGUUCAUCUUCCAAUAAAAGCCCAUCUCCAUUUAAAAACUCAGAAAUCAUCCCAGUGCCUGUACUCCUCAAACCAAUUUCCCUGAAGGAAGACUGGCACACCAGAUCAAAAGAACAGCUACUUCUUUUCCACAUGGAAACGUGGCCCCUGGUAGGGCACCAGCAUUAGGGAAGCCACUGUCCUCCAAAUAACUGCCAUGAGAACUUGUUUUGAUGCUCAAAACUUAAAACCAGUGUGAAGCAUCAGCAUGCUUUCAAAUUAAGAUAGUCCUUUGGAAUUUAUAAAAGCAUUUGCAAGUAUUUCCUUUUUCAUGGAUAUGAUGUGCUCAGCCUUCUCCUAGAUACUGUGAAGGAGACAGAGGAAACAAGAAUCCUGGACUGAGCCAGGUGUGGUGGCACACACCUGUAAUCCCAGCCAUUCGGGAGGCUAAGGCAGGAGGAUGACAAGUUUGAGACCAGCCUCAGCAACUUGUCUCAAAAUAAUAAAUAAAAGGACUGGGAAUGUAGCUCAGUGGUAGAGUGCCCCGGGUUCUUUUGGAACCCAGUACGGGGGCAGAGGUGGGGUAAAUUCUUGAUUGACACAAUUUUUUAUUUGUUAUAUAGUUUGGAGAGUAGAUAGGAAUGCUUUUCUACAAAGUAGAAACCAUCUUUAGUUCAAGGUUUAACAUCAGCAGAAAUGGGGGAGUUGGCAGAAAGUUGUGAAUGCUGGCUUCUGUGGUAUGUUAACUGGACCCAGAAGAACUGUUUCUAGAGUCAGGUUUUAAGUCAUGAUCCUGAAACUUCCUUCUGCUUUUCCCUUAAUUGGUGCAGUAAUCACCAUUUUCAUUUUAAUGCACAGAUAAUUAAGGAAAUAUCCUAGCUCUGCUUUCUACUGGUAAAGUCUCUUUACCUCCCCUGCUGUUCCUCAUUCCAAAUAGCCCUGCUCUUCACUUCAUCCUCAGAGCUAAAAGACUGACACACUCAAAGCAAAGGUGUGGGAGCGCUUGCAAGCAUCAACUGAGCUCACUGGAGGCAAAUCACAUGAUCAUCCUCCUGGAACUAACUGGCCAGAGAAAAGUGCCCAGAACCUCCAAGAUAUGUUCACUGUUUUCUUGCUCCCCGAUUCUAGAUCUGAUUGUAUUUUACUUUGUGGUUCAGGAGUUCAGAAAAGUGGAGGUGCUGGCUGAGAGGCGGAAGCAGGAUGAGAGUUAAAGAUUUAAAUCUGUUUAGUGGCUGCACUGAGCUCUGCUCAGCUUACCUCUUUCCCAUAUGCCUGUAACAGCAAUAAUGGAACAAUCAGCAGAUGCAUAGAGGAACAGUAGGAAGUUUUAAAUGUGUAACUUGACUCUGGUACUGUGCUAAUGACAGUAUGUAUAUCAGAAGUUGUGCCUGUUUGGUAUACUUGAGAGACAGUAAUGGAGAAGGCUGAAGACAUCGGUAGAAAAUAUCAGCUAGCCAGGUUUUUCUCUGACAUCUUCCAUGGUAGUUAUUCUGAGUACAUUGGCUCAGCUGGUUGGUAUGGUGAAAGGGCACCAUAUUAAUAGAUUUCAAGACUGAAUCCUAAUCCUAUCACCAACACUUAGCAGGUAUAUGAUCAUGGGCAAUUCAUUCAAUUGCCUGCCAAUUAUAGAUUAUAUAGGGGGAAGAGCACUGGAUUUGGAGUCAAGAAACCUAGCCACUUGGCUCCAAACUUUCUUAGCCGGGAGACUUUGGGCAAGCCACUCGGUUUCUCAAGCCUAAGUCUCGUCAGCUAUAAAAUGGGAAUAAUAUCUUCACUAACUACCUCACAGAAUUGUGGUGAGAAUAUAAUCAGAUAAUUAGAUGAAAACACUAUAAAACUGGAAAGUGCUAUACAGAAGUGGGAGAUCGUUUUUAUUAUCAAUUCAGUAAUGUCCACUGUUUCUUGAAUCUGUUCUAUUCUGACCGACAUCUUCCACAUCUUUUGGAGUAGAGGAAAUUGAAGCAUGGGUGUGAUAUAGGGGACUAGAACUAUUUUACUCUGAACACAGAGAUGAGAGAGAUGGUCAGUAGUGGUGGUGGAUGUUAAUAUAUGGGUAAUGUAUGUGAUGGGGCAUUUUCCCGGGUCAUUUUGACACUACCUUGGAAAAUGGUCACAAUAUUUGCAGAGAGCCCAAGACUGGACACAAGGGGGAAGCAAACAAGUGACUAAGAAUUGAGGGAAGAGCCUGGGGCACUACUACCUUCCUGUCACUACUGAGGACAGGGGAGGCUAAGACUUAAAAGGUGUCACUAGAGGCCUGGAGAGAAGAUUGUCCCUAGGGCUCCAAGAAUUUUCAUGUUGAAAGUGCCACCUGUUAAUGAGAUCAGCUCUCUGGGGCAGCAGCUACUUAUCACCAGCAACCUUAGCCCUGGUCAGUAUUAUUUCUGCUAAUGAGCACUUGCAGGCCGGGACUGUGUCUCAUCAAUCUUUGUAUCUUUAGUAUCAUCUGUAAGGUGCCUUGUACAUAGUGGGUGCUUAAUACAUGUUGCUUGAAAUUGUCCUCCAGCCCCACAAGAGUUAUGCUACAUUUGCUACCAUGUGAUAUUUGUGGAAAAUAGCACUUUGGAUGUCAGCUGUAUGUGACUUUGGGCAAGACUCUCCAUCUAUCUUGUCUUCAUUUCUUCUGUAAAAUGAAGUGAGUGAACUAGAUGCUCUCAAGGGUCCCUUCCAGCUCUCGAACUUUACAACCCCAUGAUUCUAAAUCACUUCCUUAGAGUCUGCACGUGGGUGGAUACUGCCUUCACUGCAGCUGUUUCUCUCCAGAAGACUUUGUGCAAGGAACAGAUAUGAGCAUUCUGCAGACAAUUAUUUGUUCCUCUUCUGCAAUUUUUAUUGUCUUCAGAAUAGUUCUUGGCAAACUCAUUUUGGAAAGAAAAUUUUACUGCUGGGGAUGUAGCUUGGUGGUAGAGUGCUUGCUUACCCCAUGCAGGUUUAAUCCCCAGUACUGCAAAAGAAAAGAAAAAAACUUUUUCAAAGGCAAGAAAACCAGAAAGGAUAUUUUAAAAUAUACAUUUUUUCUCCACAGAAUCAGUGGGAAAGUAGAGGAGGAAAUGCAAAGAAGAAACACAGUAAACACUGCAUGUUUUUUGUAGGCUUUGAUUUAAAAUUUGUGUUUGUUUUUCUGAGCACACACUGACUGGGUAACAGAGAGAAGCCAAUAAAAAAUGCACUGUGCAGAGAAACUGGCCCAGGAUUUAAAAUUUCUAUGAAUAAUCUUAAUGUGGAUAGAUAGGAAUUGGCCACAUGGUGAAAUGGAUAGAAAAUGUGUUAUUUCAGGGUAAUUUUAUUUUAUUACCAAAUGUUGCCAGUGACAAUCUUUAGUUAAGAAAUUAUUCUGACUUAAAAUUCUUAUCUCUGUCACUUUCUUUUUAAGGAAAAAAGUCUCUAUAUCCAUGGAAAAUAAUUUUAUAUUUUAAUUAAGCCUUUAUCUUGUUUCAUUUUCCCCAGACAAUGGUAAGCAUUUUUCAUUGCAUUUAAAAAUGUAAAAUAUUUGCAUGCCACUAAUCUAUAAUAUUUACCUGAUCAGAUGCCUGUAUUGUGUGACCUUAAGUGUAUUGUUGUAUGUAUUGUUUUGAAGAGAACAAAGGAAAUAAUACUUUUGUAAAGUGUUUAAAUUCAUAUUGGCAACAGUUAUUUGGCUAAGCAGUUAUUGAAAAAUCCAUAUGGUUUCAUUUUUCUUUUGAAACUUUAUGAUCAAGAUAGACAAUUGGUCAUGUUCAUUAAAGAAAUAAGACUGAUUUGCAUUUUAAAUGUGAAAUUGAACAUCACAUGGAAAAUAAAUGUGAAAUAAAGCAAAAUGUAUGAAGUGUAAAAUACUUUUGUCCUGAUAAUUAGGACCCCAGUUGGUCCAAAUAGGUGCAAUUUUUGGCCCUUUGGAAUUACCAGCCAGACUCAUGCUAAGAUAAAUGUAAACUGUUUUAAUUAACCAACAUCUUCCAGCUUUCAAAGAUGUAAUGUAUUCAUUUGUGUCUGGAAUGAUAGUUCUAAAUGCAAAUGUAAAGAACAUUGGGAAAUAAUAAACUUAACUUUAAAAGUGACA